Saprolegnia parasitica CBS 223.65 is the source of this 433-nucleotide messenger RNA. RefSeq lists its product as hypothetical. Lineage: Eukaryota; Oomycota; Saprolegniomycetes; Saprolegniales; Saprolegniaceae. The record is from RefSeq and is a predicted model, not a curated record. The annotation marks the transcript as partial. The transcript is spliced from 3 exons.
AUGGGGCGGCGAGCCAAAGACGUCGGCGCGCUCUCGCUCGGCCACAGCUGUGGCAUCGCCAUGGGCGCUGUCUUCGGCAUGUUCUGGAUGCGCGUCGUCCUUGCCUUCACGUACGUGGAGACCAUUUUCUUUAUGAUCCUGCCCGUCUCGGCCUCGAUCCUCGUCGUCGCCGAGCAGCGGUCGCUCGGCCCCAUCUUUGACAAGCUGCUCUUCAAGAUCCAGUCGACGGUCUACGUCGCCAUCGAGUCGUCGAGCAUGCCCCGCAAGACGCGGGCAAUGUCGACGACCACCACGCUCACGGAGGGCUCCUUGGCGCAGCACGAGGCGUCACCCAGCUCGUCGCCGGCCGCUUCGCCUGUCCACAAGCCUGCCAUGUACCGCAAGAGCUCUGCUGCGUCCAACUCGUCCGAGCUCAUCUCAACCGCGCAGAGCA